Molecule: messenger RNA, 441 nt
Organism: Paramecium pentaurelia
Lineage: Eukaryota; Ciliophora; Oligohymenophorea; Peniculida; Parameciidae
Source: the annotation of a GenBank genome assembly
AUGUCUAAAUUCAAACAUAAUGUAGAAGACGUAAUGAAUAAAUUAGAACAGCAAAUAAAAGAAAAUAGGAGAAGAACUAGAACUCUAAGUCUUGCCAAAUAAAAUAGUUUCAAUAGUUAAUGUAGAUAACGAUUAAAUACAAUGCAUCAUAUUGCAGAUCAUUUCUUGUUGAAAACAAUAUAUAUUCAGCCUUAAUAAGAUAUUUAAUAAAGAAAGAAAAUAGUAAAUCAGAGAUUGAAAAUAUAACAAAGAAAAUAUUACUAACAAUUAUUUUAUGAUAAAACUUUACACAAAAAUUAAAAAACUGAAGUUUAGCCAUUUGCAUCAUGUAUAACUUUAUCAUAAUUAAAUUAAAAUGCUAUACCCUUACCUAUAGUGUUCAAAUAAAAGAAGGAAAUUAAAAAAUUAACAAAACCUAACUCGAAAUUUAAUCUAAAUUGA